CGUCACCCUCAUUCAGAACGUCGGGAACACGACCCACCCCACAUCCGGGAUUCACCACUUGCGAAGCAGAAGAAAAGACGAGAACGCAAAGGGGGGCGGCGGAGGAGAGGGAAAAAAGAAAAAAAGAAGAAAAAAAGAAGAAAAAAAGAGAAGAAGCACGUCCACAAUGGGCGCGCAUACAAACAAAUUCAAGGUCAUCAUCGUCGGUGGCGGCCCCAACGGUCUCACGGCCGCCCACGCCCUUUACCAAGCCGGCAUUAACUUCGUGGUGCUCGAAAGGAGGGCCGACGUCGCCCUCGAUGAAGGCUCCAGCAUGGUUCUCGGUCCCGCCAGCCUGCGCGUCAUGCAUCAGUUGGGUCUAUACCAACGAAUCAAACCCAUCUCCGCCGAGGUCGACAGAGUAAGAAAUUACCUGCGCACAGGGACAAAAUACCAGGACACCACACUUCCAACGCUCAUAAAAAAGAAUCACGGUUCAGGUCUCAUCGCAUUCCACCGCGCUCAUCUCGUCCAGGCCUUGUACGAUGCGCUCCCAGAAGACGCCAAGGAGCGGUACCACCUCAACAAGUCCGUCGCCGAGAUCACCACCGAUGCCUCCGGCGCGACAGUGACCUGCACCGACGGCACUUCCUACACCGGGACCAUCGUCCUCGGCGUAGACGGCGUGCACAGCAUAACGCGCCGUCUGAUGCGCCAGCUCGCCCUCGCCGCCGACCCUUCCCUCGCACCCGCAUGGGGCCCCGAGCAGCCCUUCCCCGCCACCUACCGCUGCCUGUGGUACAGCUUCCCGCGGCCCGAAGACGAACGCCCCGGGCUGGCCGGCGCCACGGUCCACCGGGACCUCUCCUGCAUGUUCAUCACGGGCAUCGAGCGGGCCUGGGUGUUCCUGUACGAGAAGAUGCCCGGGGGACCGACGACCGAGCGGCACCGCUACGAAGAGAAGGACGUCGGGCGGUUCGCGGGGCUGUUUGGCGACUUUGUCCUCGACGGCACCCGGACCGUGCGGGACACGUUCGCGUUGCGCCUGACGCACGGCAUGGCGGACCUCCAGGAAGGCAUCGCGCGGCGGUGGAGCUGGGGAGGCAGGAUCGUGAUCGCGGGCGACGCGGCGCAUAAGUUCAUGCCCAAUGCCGGGUUGGGGUUCAACAAUGGCGUGCAGGAUAUCGUGGCGCUGUGUAACCUGCUCCGUGGGGCGGUUGUCGAAGGCCGCAUGCGCGGUUCUGUCCCCUCGGCGGAGACGCUGGACGGCUUGUUUACGAAGUACCGCGCGUUGCGGAUCCGGGCGCUCGAGGCUGACGCGAAGGAGUCGGCCGUGACGGGGAGGCUGCAGGCGUGGCCGAACUUGUUGUAUCAGUUGGCUGCGCGGUACCUCUUGACGAACGAGCGGCUUAUGAGGUUCCACGUGAGUAAGGUCGCGGCGAAGAAGGUGAAGAAGGCGCUUGUCUUGGACUACGCGCCGGCGGAGGAGCCUUUUGUAGGGGUGGUGCCUUGGGAUAACCCCAUCCCCUCUCCGGAUUGUAUUUGUAGGUCAUGA
Molecule: messenger RNA, 1534 nt
Organism: Sodiomyces alkalinus F11
Lineage: Eukaryota; Fungi; Ascomycota; Sordariomycetes; Glomerellales; Plectosphaerellaceae
Product: FAD binding domain-containing protein
Exons: 3
Coding region: 167-1534 (455 amino acids)
Molecular function (GO): FAD binding
Source: RefSeq, a predicted model, not a curated record